Sardina pilchardus (European sardine) is the source of this 400-nucleotide messenger RNA. RefSeq names its product retinal cone rhodopsin-sensitive cGMP 3',5'-cyclic phosphodiesterase subunit gamma-like. Gene Ontology annotation, molecular function: cGMP binding; 3',5'-cyclic-nucleotide phosphodiesterase activity. Lineage: Eukaryota; Metazoa; Chordata; Actinopteri; Clupeiformes; Clupeidae. The coding region runs from base 108 to 365 and encodes 85 amino acids. The record is from RefSeq and is a predicted model, not a curated record. Gene Ontology annotation, biological process: visual perception; positive regulation of epidermal growth factor receptor signaling pathway; positive regulation of G protein-coupled receptor signaling pathway. Gene Ontology annotation, cellular component: photoreceptor outer segment membrane. The transcript has 4 exons.
CACAGCCACCAGCUCCCAGGAGACAGAGGGAGAGAGAGCGAGACACACACACACACAGAAAGAGAAGUCACUGCAGACGCUAGCAGACACAGAAACCGACCGCAGAGAUGAGUGCACCUGCAGGAAGCGCCCUGGCCACCCCCGCUGGAUCCAACGGCCCCACAACACCCAAGAAGGGCCCACCCAAGUUCAAGCAGAGGGCAACCCGUACCUUCAAGAGCAAGGCCCCCAGGCCUGGACAGAAGGGAUUUGGUGAUGACAUUCCCGGAAUGGAGGGUCUUGGCACAGACUUCACAGUGGUCUGCCCAUGGGAGGCUUUCGGGGACAUGGAGCUCAGCGACUUGGCCAAAUACGGCAUCAUUUAAACCUGCCUGCCCCGCCUUCCACCCACUCUCCGCCU